Panicum hallii is the source of this 2045-nucleotide messenger RNA. RefSeq names its product F-box/LRR-repeat protein At5g02910-like. The record is from RefSeq and is a predicted model, not a curated record. The transcript is spliced from 5 exons. Gene Ontology annotation, molecular function: protein binding. Bases 62 to 1441 code for a protein of 459 amino acids. Lineage: Eukaryota; Viridiplantae; Streptophyta; Magnoliopsida; Poales; Poaceae.
CGGCGCUCCUCCCCCAGUCUCAUCGGGGUGGAGACCCAUCGAGGCUUGGGCUGGUUCCUUCAUGUGUUGCUUAGUAACCCUGCUUGUUUCGGAUGGAUUCCUCAUUCCGGUUUUCCUAGGGAGGGUUUCUUAUGUGAGAAUCCAAGGUAUGGAGUCAACUGAUGAUCAAGGUAUGGACAGUGGCAUUGAUUGGAUCAGCGUGCUGCCUACUGAGAUCCUGCACAAUAUCCUAUCCCUCGUGAGGAUCAGAACUGUUGUGCGGAUGCGCAGGUUGUCCAUGAGGUGGAGGCAAGUGUGCGAGGCUUUGCAGUUCAUAUGUCUCACACGCAGAGAAUUUCAACAUUGGAAGGCCGAGAAGUUUGCUCGUUUUAUUAACAAUCUGUUGCUACUCGGAGCAAGAGUGGACCUUCAUACAUUCCAGCUGUGUUGGUAUGGUCCAAGCCCUCUAGACUACAAUGAUGUGAGGAUGUGGGUUGGUUAUGCAGCGAAGCAUAAUGUUAAAGUUCUUGACGUGGUCCUGGAGGCGUACAAUCAGGAUUUUCUGCCUCGUUGUGUUUUCAUCUCUCCCUUUCUUCAAGAGCUGAAUUUGCAAUUUGGAGAAGCUUCUCAUGGACAUGUGGGAUUCGUGCUGCCACACAAAAUCAACCUUCCUUCACUUAAAAAAUUUAAAAAGUUGACUCUCUCUGAAGUGGAAGUGUCUCAGCUAUCUCUUGACCAAAUUAUUGCUUGCAGCCCUGGCCUAGAAGAUUUAAAUUUUAUAAACUGUGCAAGAUAUUUUAAGCUUAUAGAUUCAAAAGUCCUAAAAAGCCUAAUGCUUGAUGGUUUCAUAGACAGAGAUGAUGGGUUCACUAUUGCUGCCCCUCAUCUCAUUCACUUUGAGUGCUUAGGUUGUCCAUUGGAAUAUAUUUGUUGGAGAGAGCGUCCAUCUUUAGAGAGUGCACACAUAGAUACUUGUGGGCCUACAUUUGAUGAUCAAUCUGAUUUUACUGGAAUUCUAUCGUGUGCCAAGACACUUACAUUAUUGAAUUUCCAAGGUUCCGACGUAAAGGCUAUGUUGGAAAAGCAGCUGCCCACAUGCUCGGUAUUUGAGAAUCUUGAAACUCUUGAAAUUGGAGAUUGGUGUUUGACUGAUAACUUCAACAUUGUACUUCGCUUCAUGCAGCUGUCACCAAGACUUAAAAAACUUACCUUAGUGCAAAGACAGCUUCCCAAAGAAGCAAACGGAGCAAGAAUAGAUGCUAUGCCAAUCAAUGAAAUGGCCUUGCAAUGCCCACUCCUUGAAACAGUCAUAAUACGAUGUUCCAAGGAUGAUGGGGAAAUUCAUAUUAUGGUGAAUGCAAUGGUAGCGAAUGGGGUCAGCAUGGAGAAGAUAAAUGUUAAAUUCUAUGAAGAUAUGGUAGAAAAGGUCGUAGGGGAGAUAAUAAGUUUGAGGCAUGAAUAGGAGAAGGAAUUUGCCAUCUUCGAGAAAACGUUGGAGAAAAAUCCAUAAUGGGCGGUUGAUAGUAGUUAUGCGGGGAGUGACUCUGAUAAUAAUGACGACGAGGAGGAGAUUGAAGAUGACGAAGAUGAUGAGUGGGAGGAUGAAGACGAAAGUGAGUCCGAGGAUGAAGAUGAUGAUGAGUCAGAGGAUGAAGAUGUCGAGGAGUUGAAGAUUGGCGAUCACAAUGAUGAUUUGGAGGAUGGUGUUGUGGACAACAAUGAAUAUGGCAAUGACAAUGGCCUGGAGGGCGAUGGUGUCAACAACAAUGUAGAUGGGAAUCAUGGUAGCCCAGAAGAUGGUGUUGACAACAAUGAAGGCGGCAAUGACAAUGGCAUGGAGGAUGGUGUAGCCUGUAGUCAUCAAUGAAUGGAAGAUGAUUAUAUCUAGAGUUCAGUAGGGUGCACUAUUUUUUUAUUUAUUUUUUUGCCGGCUGCUAUUUGUCUCUGUGCAGUCCAUAGACAUGUGGCAUCUUAGAUCCACCUCAAAGUUAUGUGACUUGAUGUUACGACAUCAAGCAAUCUAUUAGGUUCUGGUGACUGCUGGACCUCUAAGCAGCUUAUCUAUG